AUGCCUGGAGGUGUCACCGUUCGCGAUGUCGAUGCUCACAAGUUUGUCGCGUCCUAUGCGGCUUUCUUGAAGCGCCAGGGCAAGCUCCCUGUCCCUGGCUGGGUUGAUACCGUCAAGACCGGGGCCGCCAAGGAGAUGCCUCCUCAGGACAUCGACUGGUUCUACGUCCGCGCCGCCUCUGUCGCUCGCCACGUCUACCUGAGGAAGACCGUGGGUGUUGGCCGUCUCCGCAAGGUCCACGGCAGCGCCAAGAACCGCGGCACCCGCCCCUCGAAGCACGUUGAUGCUAGCGGCAGCGUCGACCGCAAAAUCAUGCAGGCCCUUGAGAAGAUCCAGGUUCUCGAGCGCGACGAGGAGAAGGGUGGCCGCCGCAUUACCCAACAGGGCCAGCGGGAUCUUGACCGGAUCGCCCAAACUGUCGCUCAGACUGAGGAGGAGGAGGAGGAUGAGGAGUAA
Messenger RNA from Chaetomium strumarium, 456 nucleotides. Its product is annotated as 40S ribosomal protein S19. Bases 1 to 456 code for a protein of 151 amino acids. The transcript is spliced from 5 exons. Gene Ontology annotation, cellular component: cytosolic small ribosomal subunit; ribosome. Gene Ontology annotation, biological process: ribosomal small subunit assembly; translation. The record is from RefSeq and is a predicted model, not a curated record. Gene Ontology annotation, molecular function: RNA binding; structural constituent of ribosome. Lineage: Eukaryota; Fungi; Ascomycota; Sordariomycetes; Sordariales; Chaetomiaceae.